This is a messenger RNA of Penicillium psychrosexuale, 2634 nucleotides long. RefSeq lists its product as uncharacterized. The transcript has a single exon. The record is from RefSeq and is a predicted model, not a curated record. Bases 1 to 2634 code for a protein of 877 amino acids. Lineage: Eukaryota; Fungi; Ascomycota; Eurotiomycetes; Eurotiales; Aspergillaceae.
AUGGAGAACCACGCUCAGCGCUCGGCCAGUGAUGACUCUUCGAGUUCCGGUCUCUCUUCCCAGGAUGAUGACCACGACCUCGCCCAACCCACUACCACCAAUACUACUACCGACACUAGAUCCUAUUUGCCCUCUAAUGUAUCCCUUGAAAUUCUCCAGGCGCACCUAGACGCUGACGGCUCUGACUCUUCCGAUGCUUCUGGACCGCGGGUACACCCCGACUUCUUCGUCCAUCUUGAAAAUCUACGAAGGGUCAACGAAGCCAAUCGAGUCAAUGCACGUAGGGAUGCUGAAGCCUGGUAUGAAGCUGCGAUGGGGCACCCGCCUCAGCAUCAAGAUCCUUUGAUGUUCAACGGGUCCCAGCAUGAAGCCCCUCAGAUGCACGAUCAGCCCCAGCAUGAUGCUCCUUUCAUGUUCAACGAGUCCCAGCAUCGAUCUUCUCAGACGUACAGUCAGCCCCAGGAUGGAACUCCUUUUAUGUUCAACGGGUCCCAGCAUGAAGCUUCUCAGACGUACAGUCAGCCCCAGGAUGGAACUCCUUUUAUGUUCAACGGGUCCCAGCAUGAAGCCUCUCAGAUGCACAAUCAGCCUCGGCAUGAUACUCCUUCUAUGUUCAACGGGCCCCAGCAUCGAUCUUCUCGGAUGCACGAUCAGCCUCAGCAUGAUGCUCCUUUCAUGUUCAACGAGUCCCAGCAUCGAUCUUCUCAGACGUACAGUCAGCCUCAGCAUGAUGCUCCUUUCAUGUUCAAUGGAUCUCAGCAUCAAGCUUCUCAGACGUACAGCCAGCCCCAGGAUGGAACUCCUUUUAUGUUCAACGGGUCCCAGCAUGAAGCCUCUCAGAUGCACAAUCAGCCUCGGCAUGAUACUCCUUCUAUGUUCAACGGAUCUCAGCAUCAGGCUUCUCAGACUUACAGACAGCCCCGGAAUGAAAUUUCUUUCACGUUCAACGGGUCUCAGUAUCAAGUUUCUCGGGCGUCCAACCAGCCCCAGAAUGGAGCUUCUUCUUCAGUGCUUAACCAACCCCAGAACGGAAGUUUCCAAUUUGCCAACGAAACAAACCAACCUUCGUACCACGCCGGUACCGGAAAUGGAUUGCAGCCAUCGGCGAUGGGCAUGCGUGAGCGAUAUGAAACCCAAGAUUCCACUGCAGCCGGGCCAUCCGAGCCGUCGCUACAUGUUCGUUUUGCGACACCUACUCACAUUGGUCCUUCUCACCCUAGGGACAAUCCUCAUCAGCGUCGGCCUCCUUCUCCCUACCCUGUGGGGUUCCGUCGCCCAUAUGCUUCUGGUCCAAAUUACAUGUCAAAUCCUCCCUUGCCACCGUAUCCUUUGCCAUCACCUCCUUUGCCAGCACCUCCUGUACCGGCACCUCCUGUGACAGCACCACUGCACCCGGAUUAUACCGAACACGGGAACCCUUACAGACUCGCAUCUGAGCCAGAAUUGCUUCCUGAGGAUGCCAUCACUCAUGGUGAAGAACGCAUUGUUCAAUCAUGGCUCAUUCGGCAGCAGCUUAUUGCCGGAAUUCCUCCUCAGGAAAUUCAGCCCAUGGCACAAGCACGCGAAAGACAGCACCGAACCCCUCCUUACAUCAUGCUCAAUGAGAGCGGUGCCCAUAUCAUAAGAAUUGAACCUGCCCGAUUCGAGGGUGCCAUGCUUCCUCUCACAGGUCUUCCUUGGCUGCCACAGCACGCAAAUUCUAGCGCGCCUGCCUCAUCGGAUGCACCCGAUGCUUCGGGUCUGCCCACUGGUCAAGAAAUCGCGACUGGUUCAAGCUUAUCUAGUACUCUGAACUCGCCGCUUGACCCAAACUUGUCGACUGCGCCAAACUCCCCGCGCGCCCCAGCUGCCGCCAACCCGCUGGCUGGCCUAAACUUGGCGACUGCACCAAACUCCCCGCGCGGCCUAGCUGCCGCCAACUCGCCGGUUGCUUCGCACCUUCCAGCUCCUGCAACCCCGCCAACUGUCCCAACUCUCCCGGUUAAUUCACGCUUGGCUGCAACUCCAAACUCGCCAGUCACCCCGGACUUUCCGGCUAGUCGAAAUGCACUAGCUACUACAACUCUGCUGGCUACUCUAACUCUGCGGCCUGACUCUACUGUUUCGGACCCAACUUCUGUGCCAGAACAAAGUUCGGCGGAUCCAAAUGAGCAUGUCGCGGGAAGUCUGAACCCGGAUCCGCGGAUGGUGGCAUUCUUCCAGCCUCUUAGGCUGCAUGAACCGACCCAUUCCGUCUUGGCUCCCGCCGAUAUGCGCGUAGAAGCACCAGGCACAACCCAGGUCGGCGCCAACGAGAACCGUCAAACUUCCGUGGCUACCCUGCAGUCGCCGUCGCAGGGCGGCAUGCCCCUGACUGUGCAGAACUACACCGAUGCUGACUCCAUCGGUUCCCCGGGGGCUCCUGGGAUGGUCGUGUCUCCCGCCCGCUCUCAGGGCCAAGGGUCCUCUACGGGGACCGACACCGACAACAUGCCUUCCCCCGGGGCCCCCAGCUUGCGCUGGAGAACCGCGACGAGCCCCCCACUCGUCGUGUGCAUCGGUUCGCAAUCGAUGGGGUGGAUGAAUCGGCCGAGGUGGGCCGAUUCUCUGCGGAAGCAAAGGCUUCCGGUGAUCAAUCCUCCGGGGGAGGGUUGA